Molecule: messenger RNA, 3393 nt
Organism: Lodderomyces pseudojiufengensis
Lineage: Eukaryota; Fungi; Ascomycota; Pichiomycetes; Serinales; Debaryomycetaceae
Product: GPI10
Exons: 4
Coding region: 1-3393 (1130 amino acids)
Biological process (GO): RNA metabolic process; GPI anchor biosynthetic process
Cellular component (GO): endoplasmic reticulum membrane
Molecular function (GO): nucleic acid binding; alpha-1,2-mannosyltransferase activity; RNA-DNA hybrid ribonuclease activity
Source: RefSeq, a predicted model, not a curated record
AUGAAAAAUAAAACCGAAUUAGUAUUGAGAACCAAUAACCACCUAAAUGAUAUAACAUAUGUUCAAAUGACAAAUGAUAAUUCCAAUAUAUUGAAUCCAUUAGUGAGUGGAGCAUGUGCAGGUAUAGCGACAGAUUUAGCCUUUUUCCCCAUUGACACGAUUAAAACUAGAUUACAAGCAAAAGGAGGAUUUUUCCAAAAUGGAGGUUAUAAAGGAAUAUACAGAGGAUUAGGUUCUUGUAUUAUAGCGUCAGCUCCAUCAGCUUCGUUAUUUUUCAUAACUUAUGAUAACUUAAAGACUCAAUUAGCACCAUAUGUUAAUUCACCUGUAUAUAGACAUAUUAUUGCUGCUUCAUUUGGAGAAAUUAUGGCAUGCACAGUUAGAGUUCCUGCUGAGGUCAUAAAACAAAGAACUCAAGCAAAAUUUGAAGGAAUAAACACUAGUUUGGGGAAUCUAAAAUAUAUUUUGAAUAAUAAACAUAUAUUGAAAAAUCUUUAUCGAGGUUGGAAUAGUACAAUAAUCAGGGAAAUUCCAUUCACAAUGAUUCAAUUCCCUCUUUAUGAAUGGUUAAAGUCACAUACUUGGAAAGUAAGUGCUUCUGAUACAAAAGGAGACAAAUAUGUAAUAUCAAGUGGUGUCAAAGGAGCAUUGAGUGGAAUGAUAGCGGGUGGAUUUGCAGCAGCUGUCACAACACCGUUGGAUGUUAUCAAGACUAGAAUUAUGUUAAGUUCAAAUAAAGUAGGUUUUUUUCCAUUACUCAGUCAAUUAAUCAAAGAGGAAGGUUGGAGAAGUCUAUUUAAAGGCAUUAUACCUAGAACUUGCUGGAUCAGUUUUAAUACCUAUUUCAGAAAUGAUGCAAUGAAUUUGAAGAUGAACAUAAAGUUAAAGUCAUCACAAAAGUUAAUUAUUUGUAUUUUCAUCAUGAGAUUAAUCAAUUCGGUAUCAAUUCAAACUUUUUUUCAGGCAGAUGAAUUUUAUCAAUCGUUAGAACCUGCUCAUUUCUUCAAAUAUGGAUAUGGAUACUUAACUUGGGAAUGGAAUUAUCAAUUACGAUCAUCUAUUCAUCCGUUGAUACAUGUUUUGGGCUAUAUUAUAGCUGGCGAAGAUCGAAAUCUUAUUCAAUUCAUACCAAAACUUAUCAAUGCUAUAAUUGCGACUACUUUUGAUUACUCGCUAUAUGGAUUUAUAUUAAAUUUUUCGAAAAGUAGAGAGUUAGCGUGGAUUGGAUUAGUCUUGUCAUUAAUAAACGCUUUUAAUUGGUUUGUGUUGACUAGAUCAUUUUCAAAUAAUCUUGAAGCUUGUUUUACAGCACUAGCUCUUAAAUAUUGGCCAUGGGAUAAAAAAAUUUCAGGAAAUUGGUAUAUUUGUUUAAGUUUCAUAGUUUUGAGCUGUAUUGUUCGUCCCACAAAUGCAAUAUUCUGGCUUCCAUUAGGAACAUGGCUUUUAUUCAACAUCAAAAUACAAAUGAACUGGAUAAAAAAUUCAAUUAUAGCAGUUGCUGCAAUUCUAACACUAAAUAUGGGUUUAGAUUACUACUUUUACAAAACAAUAACAUUUCCGUAUCUUAAUUUCAUUCAAUUCAAUUUCAUUAAAAAUUUAGCAUCGUUUUAUGGAGUUGCACCAUGGCACUUUUAUCUCCUGCAAGCGUUGCCAUUAAUGUUAUUGACUUCCAUUCCUUUAUUUAUUUUUGGGCUUGAGAAAAAUAUAUUGUUAGUUUCAUCGAUCUCAUACGUUUUUGGAUUUUCAUUGAUUAAACAUAAAGAAAUUAGAUUUUUGAUGCCGCUACAACCAAUCAUAUUAUAUUUCUCAGCCAGAGGGUACAUGAAAAUUAAUAGAAAUUACAUUAUGAUUACGGGAUUUUUCAUAAACAUGUUUGUUGCAAUCUUUUUGAGUAACGUCAAUGAGAGAGGUGCAAUUGAUAUCAUUAAUUUUUUGAAGAGGAAAGAUAACACAUCAAUUUUAUUCCUUACUCCAUGCCACUCUUUUCCAUGGCAAAGUGCAUUCCAUAAUAGGGCAUUAGACUUGAGAUUCUUGACUUGCGAACCUCCGCUACAACUAGACAAUCCAACUUCUGAAGAAUUAAGAGAAUAUAGAGAUCAAUCAGAUAAUUUUUACGACAACCCCGAAAAUUACAUGAGUGACCUUGUCCAAGAUUCUGAAAAUGCAGCUGAGUACAUAGUCGUAUUUCAAGGACUUGAGAGCUUAAUGGACGGACUAGAUCCAUUAUAUAAAAAGGAGAGACGUUUAGAUCCAAUUUCAUUAUCUAGCAGACCAACUCAUAUGUCACCUUCUGCUAUAUCGAUCACAACACUCGAAACGUCAACGGCAAACACUGAUGACGGGGCUAUUGAAACUGCAUUAAAACGACAGCGAGAAAAAAUAGUCGAUGAUGAAGGAUUGGAAGAGUAUGAUGAAAAAUUAUCAAAGAUUACAAAAAGACAAAAACUAUCUAUCGAUUGGUUUCCGCCAUCUGUCACAUCAAUAGAAGAUUAUUGUGAAUUCAAAUCAACGACUUAUUUUUCAGAAGUACCACAAGAGAUUCUAUUAAAUCCGAACAAACCAAUAGUUUUGGGUGUGGAUGAAGCUGGAAGGGGUCCAGUUUUAGGACCAAUGGUUUAUGGGAUAUCAUAUUCAUUAAUGGACUAUCAAGAACAAUUGAAAAGUUUUGGAUUUGCUGAUUCAAAGCAAUUGACCGAUAUUGUUAGAACCACAUUAUUCAAACAAAUAGAAGAUAAAGAGACUUUAUUAAACAGGAAUGUCGGAUGGGCUACUACAACAAUGACUGCAAAAGAUAUAUCACUGGGGAUGCUUAGGUCGGUAAAUGGCCCAGGGGCUUAUAAUUUGAACGAACAAGCACAUGACACUACAAUUCAAUUAAUCAGACAAACGCUAAGUCGAGGGGUAAAGGUUAGUCAUAUAUUUGUUGAUACAGUUGGGCCACCAAUUACUUAUCAAAACAAAUUGAAGCAACAUUUCCCUGGAAUUGAGAUUGUAGUGUGUAAAAAGGCAGAUAGUUUAUAUCCAAUUGUUUCUACAGCUUCAGUUGUUGCCAAAGUUUCAAGAGAUUUAAAUAUUCAUCAUCUUAAUAAAAACAUCGAAAUUUUAAAAAAUCAAAAUUUAGGAUCUGGUUAUCCAAGCGAUCCAAACACUAGUUUCUGGUUAAAUCAUAAUGUUGAUCAAAUUUUUGGUUGGUGUUUUGGAUUCAUUAGGUUUUCAUGGCAAACUGCAAAAGACAGUUUAAUGAAAAAUGGGGCAAUUGAAGUCACAUACCAAGAUGAUAUAAUGAAGAAUAAGAGUUAUGGAGAUAUAAAUAAAAUGUUUGAUAAUAAGAAUGCAAAUAGAAGUAAAAUAAAUAAAACAUAUUUCAAUAGUGAUAAUAUAGACUUAUUGUAG